AUGGAAUUAAACAAUGGUAUGCAGCCAAAACAAUACACGCGAGGCGCGCACCGCACGUGCCGCCCCGCCCGCGGACACCUCCGGACUGACGAGAGUCGAGACGAACGAAAUACGAAUCACGAAUGGCGACGCGAGACGAACGACGAGCGAGCAACGAGCGGCUCGCUCGCUUUGGGCGCCGCACGCGGUGGAGUUAGCAAAAGUUUGCCGUUCGGGUGCACUCGCGUGUUGCUAGAUUCGGCCGUCUGCGAG
Messenger RNA from Iphiclides podalirius (scarce swallowtail), 252 nucleotides. Lineage: Eukaryota; Metazoa; Arthropoda; Insecta; Lepidoptera; Papilionidae. The record is from the annotation of a GenBank genome assembly.